CACCACCAGCAGCAACCGUUUCCCCACGAUCCCCCCGCAGCAGCUUUCUGACACGUGUCCGGGACAAGCUCUGCUCUUGGCAUAUUGUGAAAACGCUAUUCCUGGGUCAGAUACUUUCGCUGUUCAUAUGUGGGACUGCGGUUACAAGCCAGUACUUGGCUGACAAGUACCAGGUCAACACUCCAAUGCUGCAGAGUUUUAUCAACUAUUGCCUGCUAUUCCUCGUGUACACAAUGAUUCUGGCCUUCAGAAAAGAUGACGACAACCUCUGGCAGAUCCUGCGAAGGAAAUGGUGGAAGUACAUUUUGCUUGGAUUAGUUGACGUUGAAGCCAAUUACUCCAUCGUCAAAGCCUACCAGUAUACCACCCUAACAAGUGUCCAGCUCCUAGACUGCUUUGGGAUUCCUGUGCUGAUGGCUUUAUCGUGGUUCAUUCUCCGCGCAAGAUACAAACUGAUCCAUUUCAUUGCGGUUGCUGUCUGCCUGUUGGGAGUAGGCACCAUGGUCGGUGCGGACGUGUUAGCUGAGAGGCACAAUGGGGAAGGUACUGACGUGGUGAUUGGCGAUGUCUUAGUCCUCCUUGGUGCUUCCUUAUAUGCCAUUUCGAAUGUGAGUGAGGAAUACAUUGUGAAAAAUCUGAGCAGAGUGGAGUUUCUAGGAAUGGUGGGCUUGUUUGGGACUAUUAUCAGCGGUCUGCAGCUAGCCAUUGUGGAACAUAAAGACAUUGCUUCUAUUCAGUGGAACUGGAAAGUCGUGCUGCUCUUCCUGGCCUUUGCACUGUGCAUGUUCGGACUGUACAGCUUCAUGCCAGUUGUGAUCAAAGUAACCAGCGCUACAUCGGUCAACUUGGGCAUUCUGACUGCUGACCUCUACAGCCUCUUCUUUGGGCUCUUUCUCUUCGACUACAAGUUUUCAGCACUGUAUAUCGUGUCCUUUGCUGUGAUAAUGGUGGGAUUCAUCAUGUAUUGCUCAACGCCGACCCGAAGUGCAGAGGCCGCCUUGACCAGCUUGCCUCUGGGAUCCAGUACUGGGUUUGACAAUCUUGCCUUAAAAAUUGAAGAGAACCACCUGAAUGUGUCCAUCGUCUCACCUUCACAACACAGCAAGGAAGGAAGUCAGACAGAGGAAGCGCUAGACACAAAACUAACCGUCUUGUGAAGCGCACAGCCUCUCAGCUGCCGGAAUUACCUUGGAAAUGUCAGUAAACAAGAGAUAAUGAAUGUUAUGCUGCGCUAGGUUGGAUUAAACUGGAGAGAUGCCUACGGUGGAGUUUGUGGUCAUGCCAAAGUUUAGAAUUUCACCACGAGAUAACAAGGGCCGGAUCCUUAGUCGAACCACCUGUACCAAGUCAUGUUCACUGAAGAUCUGUCCUUGGAGCUGACAGGGAAAUAAAAAGGUAGGGACAACUAAGGGAAUGACUAACAUUGCUCUCUGGGGAGAGAGAGAGAGAGAGAGAGAGAGAGAGAGAGAGAGAGAGAGAGAAAUCAACACUGAAGAAACCAAAUUGCACUCAUGGCUCAUUUUGAGUAAUUUAUCUAAUGUCCAAGGUUUGCACUUUGAAGGACUGUGGAAUAUUUUUGACAAGAACAAGAUUGGCAAAAGGAAAAAGAGAGGGAAGAGAGACUCGAAACAGGUUAGGUGGCCAGUACUGAAAGAGAAGCUGGAAACUGUAAAGGGAGAGAGAGAGAAAGGCAUCUGUGAAGAGCUGUGAAUCCCUCUCUUUACACCACUAGACCAUGAGGGCCAGAAACCAUCUUUAAAUAUUAAGUGAUGAGGACUAGAAACAUUUUUUAAAUAUAUAUAUAUAAAACUGAAUUGGUUAACCAUUUCCUACUCCUACACAGAUAAAAUUCAGAGUUUGUUCAUCAUCUUUGCAAUAAUUUAAUUGAUCCUUAACACUUGGAGACUGGGAAAUUACACUUGGUUGCACUGGCAACUGAUGCUGAUUGAAGCAAUGUGGGAUGAACCCAUCUGGAUUAAAGGAUGCACUGAGCCUG
Messenger RNA from Lacerta agilis (Sand lizard), 1996 nucleotides. RefSeq names its product solute carrier family 35 member F2 (gene SLC35F2). Gene Ontology annotation, biological process: transmembrane transport. The record is from RefSeq and is a predicted model, not a curated record. The transcript has 8 exons. Gene Ontology annotation, cellular component: membrane. Bases 186 to 1157 code for a protein of 323 amino acids. Lineage: Eukaryota; Metazoa; Chordata; Lepidosauria; Squamata; Lacertidae. Gene Ontology annotation, molecular function: transmembrane transporter activity.